Tremella mesenterica DSM 1558 is the source of this 1197-nucleotide messenger RNA. RefSeq lists its product as uncharacterized. The coding region runs from base 34 to 1131 and encodes 365 amino acids. The transcript has 9 exons. Lineage: Eukaryota; Fungi; Basidiomycota; Tremellomycetes; Tremellales; Tremellaceae. The record is from RefSeq and is a predicted model, not a curated record.
UCGAUCGUUGAAGUGUCGAGUAUUUUGUCAAAGAUGCCUCUAUGUACGAGAAAAGGUUGCGGGAAAGAGUUUGAGGAAGAAGGGAAUGAAGAAGGUAGUUGUGUUUAUCAUCCUGGAGGACCUGUUUUCCACGAAGGACUCAAAUCAUGGUCAUGUUGUAACGAAGUUAACAAGCCCGUCAUGGAAUUCGAAGCUUUCAUGUCUAUCCCUCCAUGUACCAAAGGUAAACACACUACCGAAUCAAUCAUCUCCAAUCCACCCGCUGUCAAACCUCAAACGGACGUUCCUACCAUUGUGAAGAACGGAAAUUCCAAUGGAGUUGGAAUUGAAAUUGAAACUUACACUACUUCAACUUCCAUACCUAUCCCCUCUUCUUCUACCCUCACUACCACCAACUCCUCUUCUACCCUCACCACUACCACCCCAUCUUCUAUACCUGCAAAAGGAAUUGAGAUAGAGACGGAAGAAGAUGAUUUAUCUUUACCUGUUCCAGAAGGAACCAGAUGUAAACGUACUACUUGUGGUGCGAUAUGGGAAGGAGAAGAAAUAUCAAGAGGAAAUGGUAUAAAAUCGAAAUGUAAAUAUCAUCCUCAACCACCUAUCUUUCAUGAAGGUAGUAAAGGUUAUUUAUGUUGUAAACGAAGAGUAUUGGAAUUUGAUGAGUUUAUGAAGAUUCAAGGUUGUACAGAAGGUAAUCAUUUGUUCGUUGGGAGUGAUAAAGGAGAAAAAGAAGAAAGAGUGGAAUGUAGAUUGGAUCAUUAUCAAACUCCUAUGCAAGUACAUGUAUCAGCGUUUGCGAAAGGUGCGGAUAAAAAUAAAUCAAAAGUCACUUUUGAAACUCAACAACUCCACUUAGAUCUUUUCCUUCCGGGAAACAAACGAGUAGUCAAGUCUGUUACUCUUUACGGACCAGUGGAUCCAACAACUAGCACUUUUCGUAUUCUCUCCACAAAGGUCGACAUAAUACUUCAAAAACCCGCUCCGGCUUCUUGGCCUUUGCUAGAACUUCCACCUCCCGGAACUGAAUUACCACCGGGUUACGCACUGACUUUUGGUGUGAGUGGACGUACGGGCACGAUUGGAGGUAAAGAUUUCGUUUUAGCUCCAGAGGAAUUAGCUAGAAGACAAUGAGUCGAGCAAGACGAGUAUGUUUAGUUUUAGUUUGACAAAGGAGUAUGCAUGGCACAAGUACUUUGG